Molecule: messenger RNA, 583 nt
Organism: Haliotis rubra (blacklip abalone)
Lineage: Eukaryota; Metazoa; Mollusca; Gastropoda; Lepetellida; Haliotidae
Product: fatty acid-binding protein-like
Exons: 4
Coding region: 83-496 (137 amino acids)
Source: RefSeq, a predicted model, not a curated record
AGUUAGUUGGUACAUACAUAUAUAGAGCCCAUCACAGGUAUCAGCGUCUCAGUCUACACGUACCAGUCGGACAGACAUCAUCAUGGAGAAGUUUAUCGGAAAAUGGCAAACGCAGCCAAAGUUGACAGAAAACUUUGAUGCAUUCGCGGACAAGAUGGGGGUAGAGCCCGCGAGGAGAGAGAUAUAUAAAAAUAUGGACGCAGUGUACACAUUUUCCAUGGACGGCAAAACAUUGGUUGGUGGUAUGGAGACGAAAGGGUUUAAACAAGACGUCAGGUUCGAACUCGGUGUCCCCGUGUCUUACAAAAGCUUUGAUGGCGCCAAUAUGACGAGCUGUAUAACCAUGAAGGACGGUCGCUUCUUUGAGACUAAUAAGAUGGAGAGAGAGGGAACUACGCGAGAAUGGACCACAGAGAGAUACAUCGAGGGGGGCUUCAUGGUUGGGGUGCAGACAAAAGAUGGCGUUUCCAUGAAGAUCAAGCUGAAGAAACUUUGAACGAAGAUGAUCCGCGCUUAUAUGGCAAUGAUAUCACAUAGUUUUAUAGCCUGUUACCCUGCAUGAAUAAACUCAUUAUUAACGCUU